AUGUCAUCGCCAGAAGUCGAGCCGCUCACUCUCCUCGCUGUCUUCCCUUCCCCUCGUCCAUUUUCUGCUCUCUUCUGGACCUCACUCUAUGAAGAAGUAGCUAUCAAUCGCUUUCUUACACUCGCCAUGGACAUCUGGAUGGCCAAGCCGUCGGCUUACACCGCUUUCUCGUGCAACUCGUUGGCCAAAUCGACCAGCGAAGGCCGAUCCGAAGCGCCCGAACAAGAGAGCAAGUUAGAAGGUCUCGUCACGGCGUCGUGGUACGCGCCGUCCGAGGCGAAUACCUCGUCGUGGCCCAUGCCAGUCAACGUUGACCUCGUCGCCUCGUCGGACGCCGCGGAUUCGUCCGUCGCUUCGACGUGUUCCGGAUCCGGCGACUCUGCCGCAGCCGUCGCGAAAUCUACGAAACCGGCGCCAGCUGCAAUCCAUGCACCUCCCGCUUACCGCGCCGCUGCUCCACCCGUUGCUCCGCGCGCCUGCAGUCGGCCGCUCGUGCUGAGCGCAUACGACGGAGUGCUGGACCCCGAGCUGUUCGAGGAAACCGGCGAGUUGGGGCGUGGCGGGUUUGGCACGGUGGUGGCGAUGCGGCGAGUGGAGAACGGUGAGGUGGUGGCGGUGAAGCGCGUGGAGCGAAAGCAGCUGGUGGCGGCGUCGAACGAGGCGAUGCUUUCGGCGUCGCUGAGCGAGUGUCCGGGCGUGCUGGGCGUGCGCGAGGUGCAUCUGGGCGAGCAGCACGCGUACAUGCUCUCCGACGUGUGCUCUGGCGGCGACCUCCGCGCCCUCCUGCAGCGACACAAGGCUGCUGCAAGCAAUGGCGCGGGAGACGCGGGGAGAGGCAAGGGGAAGCGGUGGUGGGGGAAGGCGGGCGGUGAGGGCGGGCGGGGAGGGGGAAUGGCGGAGGCGGAGGCGCUGGAAGUGGUGAAGCACGUGGGCGACGCCGUGGCGUUCUGCCACGAGCGAGGCGUGGUGCACUGCGACAUCAAGCCCGACAACAUCCUCUUCUCCACUCCCACGCCCCACUCCGCGCCCCUGCCUUUCUCCACCGCCGCUGCUCCUGCUGCGCCUGCGCGCGCCUCUCCUGCUGCCCUCGGCCUGUCCGCGCCCGUCUCCUCAGCGCGCACCUCCCCCCGCCUGGCAGCGGGGGCAGUGCGGCUGGCGGACUUUGGGUUGGCGCAGGUGGUGGCGGAGGGGCAACGCGGGUGCAGCACUCCCGCAGGCACGCCCGGGUACAUGGCGCCUGAGGUGGAGGCCCUCUGCCGCCCUCGCUGCCCGCCCGCCCCGGGCGCCGCCAAGCACGCUAGAAAAGCAGCGGGGAGAGCAGAGGCAGCGGGGUAUGGUUGCGCAGCUGACGUGUGGUCGCUGGGGGUGACGCUGUACGAGAUGAUUGCGGGCGAGCGGCCUUACUCAGGGGAGGCGCCUCAGCAGGGCGAGUGGCGCGCGCGUGUGGAGGGGGCAGCGUGGGAGGGCGUGUCGGAGGAGUGCCGCGCGCUGGUGAGCGGCAUGCUGAGAGUGCGCGUGGAGGAGAGGCUCACCAUGGCGCACGUGUGCCACCACCCCGCCUUGAUCCAAGCCUUCGGGGGCAGCGGGGGGAGCAGCGCGGGGAAGAGCAGGAGCGGAAGGUGGUGGUGA
Molecule: messenger RNA, 1629 nt
Organism: Closterium sp. Naga37s-1
Lineage: Eukaryota; Viridiplantae; Streptophyta; Zygnematophyceae; Desmidiales; Closteriaceae
Source: the annotation of a GenBank genome assembly